GGAAGCGGAAGUGGUGGCGGCCGCCUCGGUUCCUGGAGCGGAGGUCGAGGGAAGAGGAGACGGGUAGGGACCUCGGCACAGGUCCGUCCGUAACGGGUGCGUAGGGAGUUCGCGGGAUGGGAGGGCCGAGCCGAGAGAGGUCCUCCGGUUAGCGCGCGCCGGCCUACGAGAUGAGUUCCAAGGCCAAGAAACGCGUGGUGCUGCCCACGCGCCCCGCGCCUCCCACGGUGGAGCAGAUCCUGGAGGACGUGCGAGGGGCAUCCGCCCACGAUCCUGUCUUCACCGCCCUGUCCCCAGAAGACCCCCCAGACACAUCCCCGAGGGCCGAGAACCAGCAGGAGCAGAUCUACCAGCAGAGCCGGGCCUACGUGGCCAUGAAUGAGAGGCUGUGGCAGGCCGGGGAGGCACUGAGGCAGAAGUUUGAUGACCUUCGGCAAGCCGGUCACAGGCUGGAGCAGGAUGUUGGCCAGCUGACCUCCGCCGCCACCUAGAGCUAUCCUGGAUGCCCUCGGCCCAGGCCUGGGCACCUGGCAGCCAAAGGCUCUGGGUCAACACUUGCUGUGGCAACGCUGGACUGAGGGGACCCAGUGGCCCACUCUUCAGGCUUGGGGUUUGUUCCCUCUUCUGUCCUUGGUGGCCUCUAAUUUGUAAUAGGACUUGAGGACAUAGCCACCUCCUUGUUAAUGGGGACGCCAGCCCGGAUUGCAUCUAGGACGUGGCUGCAGGUCGGGGCUCAGAGCUAGUCUGCCCCAUAGUGGGCAGGACGUCACCUGUGUGUUCUGCUGCCCCAUGUCACCCCGGGCAGCCAAAGUCUCCAUCCCCACCAUCCACAAAGCCCAGCAACCAGUACGUGCGAAGUCAUCUUGCUUGAGAGAAUGGACUGGCAACCCCUCCCCGAGCCUGGCUAGGUCCUCCAAGGCCCUGCUGGCUUUCCUGUUCUCCCUGGGGCUGGGUGACUCAGCAAGGGGGUUUUCAUUCUGGGGGGUCGAGGGGUACGGGAGCAGCCCAAAGACAGGUGACAGCUCAGGGAUGCCUGCAGCUCCCUGUGGUGCAAGCAGAGCUGGGCACUCACUGGACCCCUGUGUGAGGUGCCACGCUAGGGUGGGUGGGCUUUAUUCCUGGAAGAUCAAAGGUGUUUGAUACCUGAGCAUGGACCUCCCCUAAGCUGGACACUGGAUCGCUGGGGCCCACGUCUAUGCCGGCCCCCUCGCACCUCAGGCGUCGGCCACCCUACGCGAGGUCUCAGUCCCAAACGGCCUGGGACUGUGUUAAAAAUGGCCUUCAUGUGUGGCCAGGUUAUUCCUGCCAUUCCCCAUUCCUGGUGGCCACCGACCUGUUUGGCCUGACUAGUGUAGCCUGGGUUCCCGGGUCCCGUCCCUGCCUCUACCACCGUUGGCCAGUGUCCGAGAGCAGAUGGCCAGGUGUGGCUUGGCUGACCCUGAAUCAAGUUCUGCUCCAGCAUGUGGAGACCUGACGCCGUGUCCAGCCAGCUGGGAGCUCAGGCCCACACAAAUGCCUUGUGUGCUUGGACCAUAGCUGCCGUAGAAAGUUCUGGACCCCCCCCCCCCCCCGCAGAACCCAUGUUGAAGAUGAAAGCCUUGGGCACCCCAGAGGGACUCGCUUUAUUAAAGAUGUGAACGAGAACCAGAA
Molecule: messenger RNA, 1650 nt
Organism: Meriones unguiculatus (Mongolian gerbil)
Lineage: Eukaryota; Metazoa; Chordata; Mammalia; Rodentia; Muridae
Gene: C17H19orf25
Product: chromosome 17 C19orf25 homolog
Exons: 2
Coding region: 171-491 (106 amino acids)
Source: RefSeq, a predicted model, not a curated record